This is a messenger RNA of Mycena citricolor, 1413 nucleotides long. The record is from the annotation of a GenBank genome assembly. Lineage: Eukaryota; Fungi; Basidiomycota; Agaricomycetes; Agaricales; Mycenaceae.
AUGCCACCUCGCCCCUCCCUGGCCAUGCCUUCCCCACCUGUCUCCUACACCUAUAACGCCAGCCCGGCCUCAUGCGAGGCGGUCGACAGUACUCCUCGCUCACCCACCCCCACUACAAGCACACAUCACAGUCGUCGUCCAUCCAUAACCAAUCCAAUGCAUUGGCUUUCUCGUAGCUCGACGCAACUCUCGCUGAAACACACAGCACGCAUCUCAGAGCCGAAGCCCAUCUCAGCGGACCUAUUCUCUUCCCGUGCCGGGACUCUUGGGUCUGGGGCCACGGUUGUGAAGACCCCGGAGGAGGCACUCCGCGACACUCGAGUGCGCUUGACGCACGACGGUUACUGCUCAGAAGCUGGGAAAAAGGGACAGGAUCAAUCGCCCCGUACUUCGUCUUCGUCCUCCGAGGACGAAGACGAAGACGAGAUUCCAUCCCCUCUUGACAGCCCUCCUCUGCCGGCUGUCCCAGUAGACAGGAAGUCGUCGAGCAGCACACUCGAUGAGUUUCCCAGCCCGCCGGCAUUCACGUUUCCCCCACGACCUACUCGGGCUGUACCUUUGACCCCAGCACUAUCACUGCGCUCGUCCCUCAAGUGGUCUGGGACCAAAAGUGCCGAAUCGCUGCCUAGUGCUUCUGUGAAAAUGAACAGCGCAGAGCAUGUUCCGACCCUCACCGUUCCCUCGUUGCCGGCCAACAUAUCACCCACCCCCAGCCCACCACCUUUCAACGCGAUUCUGGUGUCGGAGUCGCCGAUUUCGACCCACUGCCCGAUGAUUGUCUCUCUAGAGACUUCGACGACGACACUGAAGACGACGAUGGAAACACUGUGCAGUCGACCCUCCUUCCUGUCGCAAUACAUGGGGCAGUUCGGUCGGCGACGGGUGGACUCAUCCGCAUCUUCUGUGUAUUCCACCGCUAGUGCAGACCAGGACGUCUAUCGCCGACAUCUCGCGUCACAAGGGCUGUUACCUCACUCGUCGUGCAGCGUCCAUAUCUUCCUCGAUCGGCCCAGCGAGCCGUACGCGCAUAUUCUGGCCUAUCUUCGCUCACCGUGUGGUACGGCAGAAUGCCCAGAGAUGCUGCCUACUCGAGCGAGUUCAGCUGGCCUGGACUCGUUGCUGGAGCUGCGAGAUGAGGCAGCCUAUCUGGGCCUAGACGGCCUACAUAAACUGUGCGUCGACGAAAUCGGACACAUCCGCUCGCGAGGGCUUGCACGGCAUCGUGGUCCUAAACCGGCUUCGAUGCAUAGCCUGAGUGCUUCUAUCAGCAGUCUACAUACGAUGCUCGAGCGUGUAGAGCGGCAUCAUUCGGAUGAUGCGGGCAGUCGCUCGUUGCCUACGCCAGACUCGGCUUUGUCGACAAAGCUGCCGCGACACGCAUCCUUGCGAACUCCUCCAGCUGGCUGGAUCUGA